This is a messenger RNA of Gaeumannomyces tritici R3-111a-1, 273 nucleotides long. RefSeq lists its product as hypothetical. The record is from RefSeq and is a predicted model, not a curated record. The annotation marks the transcript as partial. The transcript is spliced from 2 exons. NCBI's taxonomy places the organism in Eukaryota, Fungi, Ascomycota, Sordariomycetes, Magnaporthales, Magnaporthaceae.
GCUUUGCACCAGAGUGCCCGCCAGUUGAUUUCCCACUGGCUCGCGUUUGCCGAGAAUCUCGGCGUCGACUUCUCCAGCAAGGAGAAGCUCGAGGCGUCGCUGGGCUUCCUCGAAGGGCCCAAGAGGGAUGUUGUCGUUUCCAGCUACGACGAGAUCGUCGUCAAGAACACCCCUAUCCGUGCCUCUCCCGAGACAUGGACCAAGGACCUAUGCUUUGUCUCGCAUAUGUUCCAGGUUCCGUGGGCCGAGGACGCUCUCUACCAAGGCCAGUAG